AAGAGUCGACGAGGGCGAGCGAAUUCAUUCCAUCAUCCGCACCAACACCAUUAGUUAUAUUACCCACACAUCGCCACGCAUUGCCGGCCAUGUCUGCCGCCGCCUGCAUCUCCUCCUUCCCUCCACCGCCAAUGGCCGCCGCGGCGGCGCCGGCGCCGGAGACCACCAUCGACGUCUUCGUCGUCGCCAACCACACGCCGGUGACCGCCGCCGCCGACAAAAGCUGCGAGGGGGACGUCGUCGCCGGCGGCGGGAGGACGGUGAGGAGGCCGCGGGCGGUGGCGCGGACGCUGGAGUGCGAGCGGCGGGUGGUCGGCGAGGGGUUCGCGGUGAGGAGGGGCAUCGGGAGGAAGGAGCUCGACAGCCUCGAUCCUUUCAUCUCCCUCGACGAGUUCGAGUUUUCUCCACCAGCCGGCUUCCAUGAUCAUCCCCACAGAGGAUUCGAGAAUGUUACCUACAUGCUCGAGGGAGGCUUCAGUUACCAUGACUUUUCAGGCCACAAGGGCACCAUCAACACAGGAGAUGUUCAGUGGAUGACGGCGGGGCGCGGCGUGGUGCACGCGGAGAUGCCCGGCGGCCAUGGCGUCCAGAGGGGCAUCAACCUCUGGAUCAACCUCUCCUCCAAGGACAAAAUGGUGGAGCCGAGGUACCAGGAGCUGGCGAGCCACGACAUCCCCGCCGCGGAGCGCGACGGCGUGUCCGUCAAGGUGAUCGCCGGCGAGGCCCUGGGCGCGCGCUCGCCGCUCCAGACGCGCACCCCGGCGCUCUGCCUCGACGUCGCCAUGCGGCCCGGCGCGCGCCUGCGAGCGCCCGUCCCGCCCGGGUGGAGCGCGUGCUCGUACGUCAUCGACGGCGAGGCCGUCUUCGGGGACGAGGCCGCGGCGGCGGGCGCGCACACCUGCGUCGUGUUCGGCGGCGGCGGCGACGGCGUGGCCGCGCGGGCGACGGAGCGCUCCGCGGCGAGGUUCCUGCUGGUGGCGGCGCGGCCGCACGGCGAGGCCGUGGUGAAGGACGGGCCGUUCGUGAUGAACACCCGGGAGGAGGUGGAGCAGGCCAGGGAAGACUACCGGAACCGCCGCAACGGCUUCGAGAUGGCCGCCGGCUGGAGCUCCGACCACGUUGCCACCGCCGCCGCGGCGCACUGAUGGUCACCGGCGACGGCGAGGCCGGUGACCAUGGUGUCAUCAGCUCAUCCAGGUCGCAGGUGAACGCUGCGUUUGCGCGGGAGGAUAGGAAUUUUAGGGAAUUUCGUUGCAAAGUUGAUGUAAGAUAAAAUGGAGGAUUAGGUGUGCCGUGUGAAACUCCUGUAAAAUAACCUUAUGCGAAUAUUGAAUUUCGUUCAAUUUUUGUGUUUGAAACGAUGUUAAAACUUACUGAUCAAAUUUAUGGGUGGUCAUCUUGUGUGAGAAUCAAAUUUAUGCCAUUGAA
Messenger RNA from Oryza sativa Japonica Group (Japanese rice), 1428 nucleotides. Its product is annotated as pirin-like protein. NCBI's taxonomy places the organism in Eukaryota, Viridiplantae, Streptophyta, Magnoliopsida, Poales, Poaceae. The record is from RefSeq and is a predicted model, not a curated record.